Molecule: messenger RNA, 2252 nt
Organism: Punica granatum (pomegranate)
Lineage: Eukaryota; Viridiplantae; Streptophyta; Magnoliopsida; Myrtales; Lythraceae
Source: RefSeq, a predicted model, not a curated record
UCUGUCUGUCCGUCUAUGUGUCCUCAUCAGACAUCCCUCUCUCUCUCUCUCUCUAUCACCCCCUUUGUGUCAUCCCAGUCUCUGCUUGGCUCGCCCUGCCAUUGCCAUUUCCCAAGCCCUAACAUACAAUUUCAUAGUAAUCUCUGGCCAGUCCUCUGUCUGUGCGUUUGCAGUGCGUUUCGUAUAUUUAUUUCGAGCUUAGCUGUAGCGUCAGAUGUGUCCGGUGCAUGCUCGAGAUUUGCCAUCAGCCUUGUAUUAAAAGUAAUCACUUGCCUCCAGAUCAAAUACUGUGUACUUGGCGUUGCUAAUUCAGGUUCAGUUGAGCUGGGUAUUGAAGUUUUCUCUUUAACUUCUGGAGCAUUUGAAGGAUUCAUGGCAGGAAAUGACCUGCCAUCUUUGGGCCGUGUGAAGCUUGCAGAUCUCAUACCUUCUGAAGGUCUUGCUUCUGAUUCGUACAAACUGUCAGUCUCAACUCUGUCUCAGUCACUCGCUCAAUAUUCUGCAGCAAUUAUUCAAUUCUCAUCUAGUGACGGGGCCCUUUUGAGAUCUGGUUUAGAUUCUGCCCGGCUCUACUUUCACCAGAGAGCAUCAUAUCCCUCGAAUGAUAUGAUUCAUACCAACGAUUCCCGAGAAUGGUGCAAGACAUCUGGCUACUAUGCGGAUCCUCAAUUGUGGCAGGAAACUUAUGACUAUAGACCCGGACUGACACCUACAGAGCCCAACACCUUGGAAUUCCCUCCUGGGGGUUUGCCUGACAUAUUUGCUCUGCUUGGGAAGGCAGCAAGAAAUAUCUUAGAUGCCAUCAGUUUUUAUCUUAACUUGCGUAGCUCUCCAUUCUCCGAGAUUCUAGAUAAUGUUCCUCUGCGGAAUCGAGAGAUAUCCUCUUCAGUGCUAUCUGUUUGCUGUCAUGCGAGGCCAUCAUUUCAGGGAGGUCAGCACCAUAGUUUACCUCAGGAUGAAGGCCAGUUGGUUAUGUUCUCCGAUAAUGAUCAUCUAAUGGAUAAAAGUUUGAUUACUCUCAUGAAGUCAGACAAAGCAGGUUUACAUGUAAGAGACUUUCAUGGUCGGUGGUUUCUUGUGGAUGAGGAUCUUGGUCCUCAAGAAGCAGUAGUGUUUCCUGGGCUUGCUCUUUACCAGGCGACAGCUGGCUAUGUUAACCCAGCUCUUCUCAAAACAGAAAUUAGUCACAUGCAAGCUAAUAUGUAUGGGCGGUGUUCCGUGGCUUUCAAACUCAUGCCUAAGUCCAUGACCAGUCUUAGCUGCUCAGAGAUGAGGGCGGCUGGUCAUGGUGUUGAAGCUCAGUUCCAACUUCCAGUACCUGUUGAUGACUUCAUGCAGAGGUCUCACCCAACUGAUCAGCUCUUCAACCGCCAUAGCCUCCAGGCUUUCACUUUCCCAACUGCCCAAGAUGGAUCUGUAAAGCCUGCACGGAGGAGGAAAAACAGCUCUAAGUGCAAACCGCUUCCGCCCUCCAAAAGGUUGCGGCUCGAAGCCCAGAGAGUCUUGAAGGAGAGAGUUCAGGAUAUUGCAGAUAAGAGGGGCAUCAAACUGAGGUUCUGUAACUUGAAGGACUGUGAGAGUCAUGUUCACUCAUUGGAUAGCCCCUGCGCCACGACGCGCAUUGAAAUCGGGUGGCCGCCAGGAGUUCCAUUUGUUCAUCCUCAUGAUCUGCCCAAUAAAGCAAAGGUCGAAUUUCUUAAAGCAUAUGAACCUGGGUGGACUGAAACGAAUGACACCGAGUUAAGUCUCACUGAGCCUGGUCAGACCAAUCAACACACGGCAAACUGUGACACUUCAAUUACUUGACUGCCUGGCGACGUCAAACAAACUUCUCUUUGAGGCGGUCUGGAUAAGCUGACCACUCCUUGGGAUUCUUAAAUGGCCUGACAAAUUCACUGCUACAGUUUUAUGAUUUGCUGUGCAAGCACAAAGACCUGCCGAAGUUCAUUGAACUACCAAGAAAUCCCCUUGUCAUGUCCAACCCUCUGUAUGUUUCUUCUGUCACGAAGAUUUAUCAUGAAAUGAAACUGGAAAGCCAUCUGAAAUCAUCUGGUGUUUGGUCAAAAGCGUUGAAGAAGUCCUUGUCCUUUGGACUCCUUGGUGAACGAUGGAAGGCAAUUUUUUUGGAUGCCUCUUGUGGUCACCUCGAUGCUAAAGAGUCAUACAGUUCUGUUAAAAUUAUUAUCGAGUGUAUUUGAGGAGUAUGCAGUUUCACGAAUGUGUAAAUAAAGUAAAAGAAUAAAUUUUCUCUU